Messenger RNA from Triticum urartu, 1013 nucleotides. RefSeq names its product putative glutathione S-transferase GSTU6. NCBI's taxonomy places the organism in Eukaryota, Viridiplantae, Streptophyta, Magnoliopsida, Poales, Poaceae. The record is from RefSeq and is a predicted model, not a curated record. Gene Ontology annotation, biological process: glutathione metabolic process. Gene Ontology annotation, cellular component: cytoplasm. Gene Ontology annotation, molecular function: glutathione transferase activity.
AGACAACCUAACAGCAGCGCUGAACUCCCCGAACUCCGAAAUGUCCACUCGUUUAUAACCAGUCGUCUUCAAGUCCAAGGCUCCAGCAUCCAAGAUCCCAUCACCAGCACAUCCCAAGAACCCAGAGAUCCAAGCGCUGAGCCACGGCGUGUCAAUGGCAGCGGCGGCAGGAGGAGACGAGGUGAAGCUGCUAGGCGUGUGGGACAGCCCGUUCGUGAACAGGGUGCAGAUCGUGCUCAACCUCAAGGGGAUCAGCUACCAGUACGUCGAGGAAGACCUCCAGAACAAGGGCGAGCUCCUCCUCGCCUCCAACCCCGUGCACAAGAAGGUGCCCGUCCUCAUCCACAACGGCAAGCCCAUCCCGGAGUCGCAGGUCAUCGUGCAGUACAUCGACGAGGUCUGGAGAGGCGCCGGCCCGAGCGUCCUCCCCGCCGGCCCGCACGAGCGCGCCACCGCCCGGUUCUGGGCCGCCUACGUCGACGACAAGGUUGGGUCGCCGUGGUUCACCAUCCUGUUCGCCCGCAAGACCGAGGAGAAGAUGGAGGCGGCUGUACGGGCCAUCUCGGCGAUGGAGACGCUGGAAGGCGCGUUCGGGGAAUGCUCCGGUGGGAAGCCGUUCUUCGGCGGCGACGGCAUCGGGUUCGUCGACGUUGUGCUCGGCAGCUACCUGGGCUGGUUCGUGGUGAUCGAGAAGAUGAUCGGGAUCAAGCUCCUGGACGCGGCGAGGACGCCGGCCCUGGCCGCGUGGGCUCAGCGGUUCAGGAUGGCGGAUGCGGUGAAGGGUGUCUUGCCUGAAGAUGUCGACAAGGUGCUCGAGUUUUUGCAGACGUUCCUUGAUUAGGUGCGUGGAAGCGCUGUCAGCGGUUUGGACUUUCGAUUAUUAAUUUUCGAGGAAAUUUGGACUUUCGAUUUGUUUCUUUUCAAAUGUGGGGUUGUAAUGGGCCAUCGCUUAUUUCAGGGCCAACAAAAAGGAUUUAAUAAAAGAUGGCCUCAAAUUAUUAACUUUUAAACAA